This is a messenger RNA of Serendipita indica DSM 11827, 900 nucleotides long. The record is from the annotation of a GenBank genome assembly. NCBI's taxonomy places the organism in Eukaryota, Fungi, Basidiomycota, Agaricomycetes, Sebacinales, Serendipitaceae.
AUGUCCACUCCAAAGGUAGAUGCUCGGCAGGGGACAAUUGAAGAAGACGACAACUAUAAGAGCUUUCUUCAGCUUUUGGAACGAGGCGAGAACCCCAGUAAAGAGAAACCACCGCCACAACCUACCAUCGACCCAAACAAACCAGAAUCUACACCUCUUUUGGACUCUCUUAUUGCUGCAAAAAGCGGCAAGAAGGACGCAUCGAACAAGGCCGUGGCCCCAACCUCUCCGAGAAGCCCACAGGUCAAGCCUACAUCCGAAUCAAAUGCUCCAAAAGGAAAAGGAAAGGGCAAAGCAGCGGCUGGGGCUCCCUCUGAGCAAGCCGCGAGCUCGCACAAGCCGCCCAAACCAAAAGGUGCCGGCAAGAAGCCACCGGCACCUAGCGCCGAAGAAGCUGGUGGAGCAAAGACUUCGGAAGCGGACACUAAGGAAGAUACUACUACGAAGAAAACGGGCCAAGCAAAGAAGAAGAAGCAAGCGGAGUCGGCUUCAUCAAAAGCUGAACUGGGUACAGAGACGAGCGAGAAUGCGGAGAACAAUGCACCUAAAUCUGGGCGCGGUAGAGGUGGACGAGGCAGAGGCUCAGGUCUCGUACAGGUCCCGCGAAUUUUAACCAAGAUAAUCGCAGAGGGAACAUCGAAUACGCCAAAUGUCAAAUCAAAUCCACGAGGGGAGAGUGAAACUUCCUCAGGCGUCGCAGCCACACCCGGCGGGUCUCUUGCAACCUCUGACGGACCCGUAUUACCAUCGCCUUUGCCAGCGGUUUCCAACGUUUCAACAGAUGAUAGUGUAGUCACGCCAUCAAAUGGCCCUGUUCGUGGUGUGGAUCGGGGUCGACGACCCUUUAGAGCCCGAGGACGAGGACGAGGUCGCGGUAGAGGGGUCGGGGAUCCCGCAUGA